CCUCGGCGGCGGCCGCCAUCCGCUGCCGUGCAACGGGGCCUCGGCUGCUGCCGCACAGCACAGCAACGGGCUCCGGUGACGGGCCGCGGGGCAUGCCGGGGCCGGUAGUCCGUGCCGGCCUGCGGAGGCCCAGGCCGCGGCUCCGUGGCAGCGGGGCUCGCACACACCGGACACCCGCUGCCCCCCGCUGAGCCUGCGGGUCCUCGCCCUCACUCGCCUCCUGCCUCAGGGAGCAGGCCCAAUCCAAUGAGGGAGGUGCUGAUUGGCUGGCAGGCAGCCCCCUUCUCCCACCAGCCAAUCGGCGCGCGGGAUGCUGCGCCGUGCAUGAAGCCGGGCACAGGAGCACCAUGUUCCUGGUCGGCCUCUCGGGGGGCAUCGCGUCGGGGAAGAGCACAGUGGUGGCUGUGCUGCAGGAGCUGGGCUGUGCUGUGAUCGAUGCCGAUGUCAUUGCCCGGCAGGUGGUGCAGCCUCACCUCAAGGCCUACCAGCAGAUAGUGCAUCACUUUGGCACCGAGAUCCUCCUGGAGAACGGGGAGAUAAAUCGUGAGGCUCUGGGAAGCAUCAUCUUCUCCCAGCCGGAGAAGCGGCAGCUGCUGAACUCCAUCACCCACCCGCAGAUCCAGAAGGAGAUGCUGAAGCAGAUCUUGAAGUACUUUGUGUUAGGCUACCGCUACGUGAUCCUCGACAUCCCUCUGCUCUUUGAGACCAACAGGCUGACCAAGCUGAUGAAAUACACGGUCCUGGUUUAUUGCAGCCCCGGGGCGCAGCUCUCCCGGCUCAUGCUCAGGAAUGGGCUGUCCCAGGCGGAGGCAGAGGCUCGGAUCCAUUCCCAGCUCCCACUGGAGGAGAAGUGCAGGUUUGCAACUCACAUCAUUGACAACUCCGGGGAUCCAGAGAGCACCCGACGGCAGGUCCUGAGGCUCCAUAGGCACCUCGAGGACUCCCUGCAUUUCCUCUGGCUGCGCCUGGCAGUGGGCACGGUUCUGGCUGGUGUUGGGGGGCUCGGGUACCUCCUCCUCCGGCGUUUCAGCUCCUGAUUCACCUGCUCCUGUCGUGCAAGAGGGCUCCAUUUCCAGGUCUGAAAAGAGCAUUCAAAGGCCACCUCCUUCCAUGAGCUUUGCCUGUGGAGUGCAGACAGUGGGAUGAGGCAGCCUGUGAAGGGGAAGGCAGGGGGGGUUCUACAGCACUGUCACCCCUCUCUUCUUGCUUGGGUUCCUGCCCACCAGCUGUGCCUGUGGGAUGGGACCGUUCCCCUUGCGUGGCUGUGGCCAGGGGAGGGAACAAGUCCUUGGUUUUCCCCCUCCUGGGUCUGGGUGGUGGCACUUGAGUGGAUUUAGGCACUUUAAUGUCUUCCAGGACAAUCUUUGCCAGUCUUCCAGUACCUAAAGGGGGCCUACAAGGGAUCUGGAGAGAUUUUUUACAGGGAAAUGUAGGGACAGGCCAAGGGGAAUGGCUUGAACCUGCCCAAGAGAGGGGAGACUGAGCUGAGCUCUUAGGCAGAAGCUAUUCCCUGUGAGGGUGCUGAGGCGCUGGCACAGGGUGCCCAGA
Melopsittacus undulatus (budgerigar) is the source of this 1548-nucleotide messenger RNA. It is a transcript of the gene DCAKD, whose product is annotated as dephospho-CoA kinase domain containing. The coding region runs from base 348 to 1037 and encodes 229 amino acids. Gene Ontology annotation, biological process: coenzyme A biosynthetic process. The record is from RefSeq and is a predicted model, not a curated record. NCBI's taxonomy places the organism in Eukaryota, Metazoa, Chordata, Aves, Psittaciformes, Psittaculidae. The transcript has 5 exons. Gene Ontology annotation, molecular function: dephospho-CoA kinase activity; ATP binding.